Nerophis lumbriciformis (worm pipefish) is the source of this 801-nucleotide messenger RNA. NCBI's taxonomy places the organism in Eukaryota, Metazoa, Chordata, Actinopteri, Syngnathiformes, Syngnathidae. The record is from RefSeq and is a predicted model, not a curated record.
AUGUUGCCGAUCGUCGAUAAGCCGGCGAUUCAAUACGUGAUCGAAGAAGCCAUCGGUGCAGGAAUCGAAGAUGUCCUGGUGAUCACAGCUCCAUCCAAGAAGCCGCUCGAGGAUCACUUCGACACGAACUAUGAGUUGGAGGGUUUGCUCGAGGCACGAGGCAAGGAUGAGAUGCUCGAGUUGGUCCAAGGCAUCUCACGCAUGGCGAAGCUGCAUUUCACUCGCCAAGGACGGCCACUUGGACUCGGCCAUGCCAUUGGCAUGGCUCGCAGUUUUGUCGGCGACGAGUCGUUCGCUGUCCUACUUCCCGACGACAUUCUCGUCGAUGACGGGGCCCUGCUGCGACGCAUGAUCGAGGUCCAGACCGAGACCGCGUCAGCGGUUAUUGCCGCGGGCCACUACCCGCUCGAAGAAGUCAUCUCCUAUGGCGUGAUCGACCCAAUCAGCGUCGAUGGUGACCGGAUCGAGGUCAAGCGCAUCGUUGAAAAACCACCAAUCGAGGAAGCGACAUCCAACUAUGGCAUCGCUCCUGGCCGCUACGUCUUCCCAUCCUCGAUCUUCGAUGAAAUCGACGCAACUCCGCCCGGCGUCGGCGGCGAGAUUCAGAUCACCGACGCCAUCGAUGCGCUGAUCCAGAAAACCGGGGUCACCGCGUGCAUCAAUCCCGGUAAGCGUUACGACGCAGGUCAGAAGCUCGACUAUCUGCGCGCCAAUAUCGAGCUUGCAUUGGUGCACCCCGAGCUGGGCGACGAUGCUCGCGCCUUGCUUGCUUCGAUCGUCAAGGCUGAAGGAAUCGCAUGA